ACAAUGCCAGUCAUUCUUUCUUGUCUGUGAUUGGGCACUCUAUGAAACGCCCAUUCACCCAUCUUGUUCCGGGUUACGAUCAUGGCGUGUUGCUGAACAACAUGUGAGUUUUGAUGCCAACAAGCUGGAGAUUUUAAUACACUUUAAAGACAACAUUAGAAAUGGCAUCAAUGGAGGAAGACUUCCCUCGAGGAGGGACAGCAAAGAAACCCACCGAGACUGAGAGCAAAAUAGUGGUGCAGCGGACAGAGGUGGACAACUUGUUCCAGUCAAACGAACAAGCGGAAGCGAGGAAAAGAAAGGGAGCAGGCAAAGAUGACGGCAAGAAGCUCAAGAAGCCGAAGACGGGCAAAGAUAAAGAAGAUGGUCUGAUGCUGAACGCAGCAGCCAAGUGUGUGGAGAUUCUACAUGUCAAGAAUGUGAAGGAGGGCAUGCUGAUGCUGGGCUGUGUGAAGGAGGUGGCAGACUUUGAGGUGACAGUGAGCCUUCCCUGUGGCCUGCAGGGCUUCCUCAGCAUCAGGAACAUCUGUGACGCGUACGCCAAGCUGCUCAGCGAGCAACUGGAUUCAGCUGACACAGAGGAGAUCUUCUCUCUGCCUCACCUCUUCCACCCUGGCAUGGUGAUCAGGUGUGUGGUCGCCAAGUUGGAUGUUGCCAAAGGAGGCUCUCCCAGCAUCCAGCUGUCGGUCAAUCCAAAGCUGAUCAACAAGGCUCUCGCCUCGAGCUCUCUGAAAGCAGGCAUGGUCUUGAGUGGAUGUGUGGAGAGUGUGGAGGAUCACGGCUACAUCGUUGACAUCGGCAUCAGUGGCACCAAAGCCUUCCUGCCCAAGACGGCAGCAAAAGACAAACCAAACGACCCAAAAGAGCUGAAAGUCGGUCAGUAUGUGACGGCUCAAGUGGAAGAAGUAAAGAACGAUGGACGCGUGGCCCGUCUCUCUGUCAGCUCCUCGACCCUCACCCAGGCCUUGGCUGAAUCUGAGCAGGGCUGGAACCUCACCACCCUCCUGCCUGGUCUUCUGGUCAAAGCUACCAUCAAAAAGGUAACCAAACAUGGUCUGAUCCUGGGCUUCCUGACCUCUUUCAGUGGCCACGUGGACUUUCUCCACAUGGAGCCAGAGCAGACAUCCAGCUACACUGAGGGAGCCGAGGUGCAAGCCCGUGUCCUGUACGUGGAGCUGUCCACCCGCCUGGUGGCCCUGAGCCUGCGCAGCUACCUUGUUCAGGCCGGGUCCGACGUUGACCCGUCUCCUGCUGCAGGUGACCGCAUCGGUGAGGUGGUGAAAGGCUGCAAGAUGACCACUAUGCACCACAUGUCCGGAGCCAUGUUGGAGCUGCCCGACAAAACGAUAGCCUUUGUACACAGGAACCACAUGAAGGAGUCUAGUGAGCCCUCUAAUGAGAACAGGGUGCUGGCCAUGCCUGAGCACACCUGCAGGAUACUGGACUUCAGCGCAAUGGACCAAAUCCAUUUUGCCAGCCUGCGCAAGAGCAUUAUUGAGAGGCCUUUUUUUAGAUACCAGGAUCUUCAGGCUGGUCAGGUUGUAGAGGGGAAAGUGUCAGUCCUGCUGAAUCACGGCAUGGUGGUGCAUCUGUCUGACCACAUUAAAGGCCUGGUGCCCCGGACUCACCUGUCUGAUAUCAUCCUUAAGAACCCAGAGAAGAAGUACGUGGAGGGCAUGAAGAUCAGAUGUCGGGUGCUGUCAGUCGAGGCUGAGAACAAGAAGCUGUACCUGACCAGAAAGAAGGCCCUUGUCGAGAGCACCUUGCCGUUGUUCCUCAGCUAUGCCGAUGCCCAACCUGGCCGCGUGUCGCACGGCUACAUCGUCUGCAUCAAAGACUUUGGCUGCAUUGUUCGUUUCUACAACAACGUCAAGGGCCUGGUGCCGCUCAGCGAGCUCAGCUCAGAGCCCAUCAUCAGCCCGGAGGAGAUCUUCUAUGUGGGCCAGGUGCUAAAGGCUAAAGUCCUUCAGUGUGACCCCGAUAAGGCCAAGAUGCUGCUGUCAUUUAAGGCUGCGGUGGAGGGAGACACCGGGGAAUCUGCCAAGCCCCAGCUGGACUGUGAGGUUGGGAAGAGAGUGGAGGCGAGGGUACUGAAAAAGUCAGUCACCGGCCUGGAGGUGGCCAUCCUCCCCGAUGAGAUCCCUGCCGUGCUACCCACAAUGCACCUGUCUGAUCACGUGUCCAACUGCCCUCUGCUGUGGGAGAACCUUCAGGAGGGAGACAACAUCUCAAACCUCAUCUGCUACAGCAAGAACAAGCAGAAUAUUGCUCUCACCAAGAAACCAACUGUGAGAUGGUCCCUGGAGGAAGGAGUGGUUGCCAAGGAUUUCUCUGAAGUCACAGUUGGAAUGCAGCUGGUAGGCUGGAUCAAAAACAUCAUGUCCUAUGGCGUCUUCGUAGAGUUCCCAUACGGCCUUGUUGGUCUUGCACCCAAGUCGGCCAUGGCUGACAAGUUCAUCCAAGACACGACAACUGCCUUCCAGCUGGGCCAGACGGUGCUGGCUAAAGUGACCAACCUAGAUGAGGAGAAGCGGCGUUUCCUGGUCACGCUGAAGAUAUCCGAGGUCAUUCCUCCAGAGGGUGACGCCCAGACCAGACUUAUUAAUGGUCUGCAGGAGAAGAGAGCUGUGACUGAAAUGUUAGCAAUGAGAGAUGUCAGUGACCUCCGCCAGCAGCUGGCUGCUCUGUGUGUCGGCCAGAAGCUGAAGCUGACUGUAGAUACAGCAGGCAGUGGUGCCACCUUUAAGUCAGACGAUUUGAGCGGUGCUACCAUACUGGCUACCAAGCACCAUGUCAUGGGUGUGAACUUGUCUCCUGGGCAGAAAGUCACUGCAGUCAUCCUCCAUAUCGACAUCCUGUCGUCAUGUAUCCACGUGUCCAUCCUUUCCAAACUGGUGGGGAAGAAGAAAUCUCUAACUGAAGGCUCAGAGUACACAGCGAUGGUGCAGCACAUCGACAAAGACUUUGCUGUCAUCUCACUUCAUGAUACGGCGCAGCUGACUGUGAUCCAGACCAGGAGCCACCUGAACGAGAUAUUCCUGUCUGAGUCAAACAAGCUGAAACCGGGGAUGAGUUUGUCUGUCAAUGUUAUAGAAGCCAGCUGUCAGGAGUUGCAGGGGCUCCCUCUAGUGUCCUGGCAGCGCAGUGCGCCAAAAAGGCAGCGCACGACUUCGGAAAACCAGAAGGGUCACCAGUUCGGUGACAUUGUGCAGGGUAAAGUAAAGACAGUGAAGCCAACCUCCAUCCAGGUCACACUGGAGGACGGAAGCACAGCCAGCGUGCACGUGUCUGAGGUGAAGGAGGCCACAGGUAUGAUUGUGGGAUCCUUCCCCACGUCUUCGGUUAAAGUCGGCAGCGUGGUCACCGCCAGGGUCAUCGGAGGACGAGAAGCUUCCAGUCACAAAUUCCUGCCUUUCUCCCAUCCCAAAUUCACAUACAACAUCCCUGAGCUCACACUUAUACCCAGCAAACUGGAUAAGAGUAAAGAUUUGAAACCAGUUACAGCGAAAGAAAAACUGAGCAGCUGUAAGGUCGGGGAAGAAAUUACAUGCUUUGUAUCAAAGUUUCAUCCACAGAAGAAAUCUUUGGAGGUCACCAUUGAUCCGUGUGUUACUGGGACUGUUGAACUGCUGGCCAUGAUCACUGAUCCAAAAGACGGGGGCCACCCAGAGAAACUGUUCAAGCUGGGUCAAGCAGUCCGCGGCAAAGUGGUCGAAGUGAUCCCCAAACCGCACCGCUUCAUGCUGUCGCUCACAGGUGUCCACAAGCUGGAGAAAGGCAGCGUUACUUUGGGGAUGGUGACUAACAUUCAGCCACAGGUCGGCCUCCAGGUCAAACUUCCCUUUGGCGGCACGGGGACUGUCGCUGUCACUGAACUGGCUGACGCCUACAGGCCGAACCCUCUCAACGGGUACAGCAAGGAUCAACUCAUCAGGUGUUUCCUUCUUGUGAGUGAAAAUGACAAGUGGCACUUGUCUCUACGUCCAUCAAGGCUGAACCCACAGCAGGCCAAACCAGCGAAGGACCCUGAAGUUAUGUCGAUAGACACACUGAAGGCAGGUCAGCUCAUCAGAGGCUACGUCAAGUCUGUGGGAGAGCAGGGUGUCUUCAUCAGGUUGUCUUCCAGCAUCACAGGGAGAGCACAACUUCAGCAGUCCACACAAUACUUUGUCAGCAACCACAAGGUCCUCUCUGUUAACCUGCCUCCCAACACCCUGCUCACUACCAAGAUCCUCAGAAUUGACAAAGAGGAGGAGCUGGUCAACCUCUCUCUGCUCCCGGUGGACACCGGGAAGCCGGACAUCCUUCCAGAAUCUCUGGCUCUGCCACUGCGCCUGACCGGACAGGAGAAGAAGAAACACGAUGAUCAGCAGAAGAUGAAGAAACGCACACUGCCCGAGAGCGAACAGGUACCAAAGAAGAAGAAGAAAACAAAGAAAUCAAAGGGUGAUGACAACGACAGCGGCGUGGAGGUGUACUUCAGAGAAGAGGAGGAUAAGGAAGAUGGCGAAGAUCCCAAAUCUGAUUCUGUGAAACAGGCGACUCAAAGCUCAGCGGGUCCAUCCAGACUGCAGGUGGCAGCAGGUUUCUCCUGGGACGUGGGUCUUAGCGCCCUGAAGCCUGCCUCUGCAGCAGUGCAGGGAGGGGACUCCAGUGAUGGAGAGGACCAAGACGAAAGCAGUAAACCCAAGAAGAAAUCUCGUCACGAGCUUGAGGAAGAGAAGAAGGCAGCAGAGAAGGCCCUGGUACAGCGGGAGACUCAGCUGAUGGAUCCCAGCCUGCGGCCAGAGGAUGCGGCCGCAUUCGAGCGCCUGCUGCUCGCUUCACCCAACAGCUCCCUGCUGUGGCUGCAGUACAUGGCUCACCAUCUGCAGGCCACCCAGAUCGAACAGGCCCGCGCCGUGGCCGAGAGGGCCCUCAAAACCAUCUCCUUCAGAGAAGAGCAGGAGAAGCUGAAUGUGUGGGUGGCCUUGCUGAACCUGGAGAACAUGUACGGAACGGAGGAGAGCCUAAAGAAGGUGUUUGAGCGGGCGCUGCAGUUCUGUGAGCCCAUGCCCGUGUACCAGCAGCUGGCUGACAUCUACACAAAGUCCGACAAGAUCAAGGAGGCAGAGGGCCUUUAUAAGACGAUGGUGAAGCGUUUCCGUCAGAAUAAGGCAGUGUGGCUGAGCUACGGCACCUUCCUGCUCCAGCAGGGUCAGAGUGACGCUGCUAGUGCUCUCCUGCAGAGGGCGCUGAAGAGUCUGCCCUCUAAAGAAAGUGUGGAUGUCAUCGGCAAGUUUGCUCAGCUGGAGUUCCGUUAUGGUGAUGCAGAGAAAGGUCGCGCCAUGUUUGACAAAGUCCUGACGAGCUACCCGAAACGCACAGACCUCUGGUCCGUCUUCAUCGACCUCAUGGUCAGACAUGGAUCGCAGAAGGACGCCAGGGCGCUCUUUGAUCGUGUCAUCCACCUGAGUGUUUCAGUGAAGAAGAUCAAGUUCUUCUUCAAGCGCUACUUGGAGUACGAGAAGAAGCAUGGCACCCCACAGAGCAUCCAGGCAGUCAAAGAGAAGGCCAUAGAGUUUGUUGAGGCUAAAGGCACUGAUGCUGCCAACUAAGGACCAGACACACAAAUAUACACACAUUGCGUGUGUGUGGACUGCCAUGUGCUGAACUCUGUUUGAGCCUCACAAGGUUUAGGGGUCCUGAUGCUCGCACAGGUUCCCCCUUUAAAAAGAUCAACUUGUAAUUUAGCUUUUUUAUUGUUGUGGACUUCAGUUCCUGAAAGUGUUGGUUUGAUGCUGUAAUAUUGCAGAACACAACAAACAUUUUGUAAAGUGGGUUGUGAUCCUCUAUCAAUGUUUGAAAAAAGCUUAUAUUUAUCAUUUCAUCAAAUUCAUCUUCAUCUAUUUUGUAUAAGAGCGAAUGUGAGCUAUGAAGAAAAUAAUCGAUGUGACUGCAUUUGAAAUGGAUUCAUUAAAGGUCCCUUUACACA
This is a messenger RNA of Acanthopagrus latus (yellowfin seabream), 5974 nucleotides long. It is a transcript of the gene pdcd11, whose product is annotated as programmed cell death 11. Bases 162 to 5597 code for a protein of 1811 amino acids. Gene Ontology annotation, biological process: rRNA processing. Gene Ontology annotation, cellular component: nucleus; nucleolus; small-subunit processome. Gene Ontology annotation, molecular function: protein binding; RNA binding. NCBI's taxonomy places the organism in Eukaryota, Metazoa, Chordata, Actinopteri, Spariformes, Sparidae. The record is from RefSeq and is a predicted model, not a curated record. The transcript is spliced from 36 exons.